Molecule: messenger RNA, 456 nt
Organism: Angiostrongylus costaricensis
Lineage: Eukaryota; Metazoa; Nematoda; Chromadorea; Rhabditida; Metastrongylidae
Source: the annotation of a GenBank genome assembly
AUGUACAAAAUUUUAUGUGGUGGCGAAGAAGAUGAGGACCACACAACUGAAAAAGUUACGGUAACAGAACUCGGAGACGAAGGAAACAUACAGCAACCGGAUGAAAAGAAACGAACGCAGGAGGACAUGGUGACGGAUUUCGUGAUGAUCCUCGAACAAAUGAUGAGUCCUCGCCAAUCCGUAACGUCAAUCGUUUCGACGGUUAUCGGACUUGUAGCGAUCAUCGUCGGAAGCAUUUACGUAUUUCAGCUACCGGAUACGGCUAUCGAAGCUAGAAAACUUAUCACAGUUAUGAUCAUCUACGGCUUCUACAAAAUUGUCGCCCUCGUGAGCUUUGUCGAAUAUUCGGAUACCACUUCCGCACUCUACUGUCCACAACUCGUCUUCUAUACAUCACUAAUUGUUUUCGUUCUGCACAUAGUUCUUGUUAUCAUAAGAUGCUGUUGUUGUAAAUAA